GCGUAUCAGUGCUUGUAUUAUUGUUUACCUUUUAAAAAAUUUAAUGCUUACUGCUUUGCUUUGGUAAUGAUCCUGUAACUAAACCAUACUCUUAAUGUCUGCCAAAGAUCUCCAUUAUUGCCGGCUAUGUAUGGAAAGCUCGAAUUUAAUUUCCAUGUUCUCCGGCAAGUCUCGAAACUGUCGCGACGAUUUUAGGAAAAUGAUUCAGGAAUCUCUAGGAAUUUGUAUUGAGCAAGACAAUACCACCACAACAGUUUGUCUGAAUUGUCUACUAGAUAUUACUUAUUUUCACUUAUUUAAACUGCAUUGUCUUCAAACUGAGAGAAAAUUAAAGAGUCUCGAACUCUCAUCAGCACCCAAACCAAAGAAAUUCAAAUGUCAAAUUACACCUUUAAACACAGUUCCAAGCCCUGACAUUACUAAAACAGAAGAAGCAUUCAAUUGGCUCAAAGCCAAAAGAUCAGCCGUUGAACCUUCAGAACAUUCUCAGUCUUUUUUUGAAAAGGGCACUCAAACUGAUUGUGAAAGAAAUAACAACAUCAAGUUCAGUUCAAGUGGUUGUCAAACAGUUUCUGAUUCUAAGGAUGUGUAUUGUCAGACUUUACAGAGGGCACUGGGGGUAAAACUGUUUAGUGAACACUACUUUGUACCUGCGUCUAAAAAUGGCAGUUUGGGUGAAAAGGAUUUUUUAAAAUUGCCCUUUAAAAAGAGAAAUGAAAGGAUGUUGUUAAAUGGGCAAACUAAGAAAAAGAAAAUCAGUUGCAAUACAUCUGAAAAUGCUUUUCAAAACUCAUCUGAAACUGUGCCUAAAUGGUUUGGCAAAGUGGGUGACGGCAUUACUCAAGAUAGUGGCUCCAGUCAAGAUAAGGAUCAUUGUCUCGUUUUAUCCCAGAGAAGGAAGUCUAUUGAAAUUCAAAGGAAAAAACAAAUAAAUAAUAAUGUGGAUAAAGACCAACUGUUUUCGCCUGAUAUACCACAAACUUGCACGAGCAAAAGAAAAAAUGGUCUUCUCAAUAAUCCAAACUGUGUUACUGCCAAAACGAUUCCUCUAGAAUUAAGUGUAACCUCUGAAGAACAUAUAAAAGAAGAGCGUGUGUCACCUUCAUCCUCCUCACUAUCACCAAUUACGGAUUGCACAGAACUGUUGCAAGUGAACCUCACCAAAGCGGAUAUUGUGGAAUUUUGCUAUUGGUGCGGAAAAACUUUGUACAACAAUCGAGAAAUUAAAAGACACGAAAAAUUGCACAUGCAGUGUCACCUUUGCAAGAAGAAGUUUAAGAGUGUCGAAUUGACGAUGAACCAUUCGACCCUGUGCAAAAUGAAAGCGUUAGGAAAAGAGCAACUCGCCCACCUUUAUGUAGAUUUAGUGAGGAUCGAGGAGGUGGAGGGAGUUAAAGAGAAGUACGCGAAUGCGUUUCAAGGUUUAGCAUGAUGAGGUUAAGAGCAAUCGUUUUUGCAUGGGAGUUUUUGGGUUAAAUAAAACGUUUGUUAUUGGAUUUUUUUAAUAGUAUAAUCAGUUUGGUAUUAAUUUAAAAAAAAUGACAAGGAGAGAUUAUAUAGGAAACUGUGUUUUUAUCAAUUAGAUUUUUCAGCUAAAAAGUAUAGGAAAGAUAAUAAAACUUAAAAUGAGGUCAACUUUGGGAGUCAAGCUGUUCAUCCAAAUGAGAAUAGUUAUCAACGUUUUGUUUAUUUUUUUAACCAAAAUUCGCUGACUCUUUGAUUGAAUUGUUUCUUCCUUCUCAUUUUUUGAAAUUGUAACUUUUUUUCUGUCUAACUUAGCGCCUUUAUGGACCUUUAUGGCCCCAGUUAGUGUUAUUUUCUACAUUUAACAUAUUUUCUUUAAGUUUAGAUUAUUACUCGUUAACACUAGAAAGGCCUCAAAUUGAAAAACUGGUUUUUAAGAAAUGUACCAGACAUAUUAUUUGUAAAGUCACUCCCAUAUUCGGAAAAAUUAAAUAGUUUUAUAGUAUGCAAAAAGAUAGUUAAGUAGUAAACGGAAAAGAUUAUAGUUUUGUCAGUAUAGUUCUUGUCAUCUUUUAUUAUUUUCAACAUACAAUAUAAAAACAAUUUGUUAAUUGCUCCUUGAAUAAAAUGUAUUUUCCAUAAAUA
Messenger RNA from Anthonomus grandis grandis, 2109 nucleotides. RefSeq lists its product as uncharacterized. The record is from RefSeq and is a predicted model, not a curated record. Gene Ontology annotation, cellular component: nucleus. Gene Ontology annotation, molecular function: zinc ion binding. The transcript is spliced from 3 exons. Bases 95 to 1432 code for a protein of 445 amino acids. NCBI's taxonomy places the organism in Eukaryota, Metazoa, Arthropoda, Insecta, Coleoptera, Curculionidae.